Messenger RNA from Cajanus cajan (pigeon pea), 1301 nucleotides. RefSeq names its product phenylcoumaran benzylic ether reductase Betv6. The record is from RefSeq and is a predicted model, not a curated record. Gene Ontology annotation, molecular function: oxidoreductase activity. NCBI's taxonomy places the organism in Eukaryota, Viridiplantae, Streptophyta, Magnoliopsida, Fabales, Fabaceae.
AAUAAAGGCGUGCGCAAGAGAGUUUGGGGGAAGAAAGAAGGUAUUUGGAAAGAUAGUUGAGUUGAGAGUGAGAGUUAGAAUGGGUGAGAAAAGCAAGAUUUUGAUAAUCGGAGGCACCGGUUACAUCGGGAAACACAUAGUGGAAGCAAGCGCAAAGGCUGGCCAUCCCACUUUUGCUUUGGUCAGGGAAUCCACCAUCUCCAACCCCGCCAAGGCUCAACUCAUCGACAAAUUUAAGGCUUUGGGUGUUAAUUUGGUCCAUGGAGAUCUUUACGAUCAUGAGAAUUUGGUGAAAGCCAUAAAGCAAGUGGAUGUGGUCAUAUCCACGGUUGGUCACUUGCAACUUGCCGAUCAGGUCAAGAUCAUCGCUGCCAUCAAGGAGGCCGGUAAUGUUAAGAGAUUUUUCCCUUCUGAAUUCGGAAACGACGUGGAUCGUGUCCAUGCUGUGGAGCCAGCAAAAUCUGCAUUCGCCACCAAAGCCCAAAUUCGACGUGCCAUUGAAGCCGAAGGCAUAGCCCACACCUACGUUGCCAGCAACUACUUCGCUGGCUAUUUUCUACCCACAUUAGCACAACCAGGAGCCUUCGCUCCACCUCCACCCAGAGACAAACUCAUUAUUUUCGGUGAUGGAAAUCCUAAAGCAAUUUUCAACCACGAAGAUGACAUUGGGACCUACACCAUCAGAGCUGUGGAUGACCCUAGGACAUUGAACAAGAUUCUCUACCUUAGGCCCCCAAAGAACAUUUACUCAUUCAACGAGCUUGCGGCCUUGUGGGAGAAGAAGAUUGGCAAGACCGUUGAAAAAGUUUAUGUACCAGAGGAGAAAAUUCUCAAGGACAUUCAAGAGUCACCUGUUCCAAUCAAUGUGAUACUAUCAAUCAACCAUUCGGUGUUCGUGAAGGGUGACCAUACCAACUUUGAGAUUGAGCCUUCUUUUGGGGUUGAGGCUUCUGAGUUGUACCCCGAUGUCAAGUACACCACCGUGGAAGAGUACCUUGAUCAGUUCGUUUGAAUUAAGAAGAGGAAGAUCGAUACUUUUGUGAUCAAAUAAUUAAAUAAUCUGAGUUGUGGAUUUGGAGUUUAACGUGGAAACUACCUUUCUUCUGGCGGUCUGGCUUAUUUGCUUUGUAAACUUGUGAAUGUUUUAGUACUACUAAUGUAAUAUAGCCCCGAAUCUUAAAGAGGGAGAGUGGAAGACUGUUUUAUGUCAAAAGUUUGUGUUAUCAUGCCUUUCAUGCUGUAGAAUGUUCCUACUUUAAUAGUUCCAAAAUAAUAAAUAUGUUAUGAGUUGCUGUUAAUAA